GGAGAUAACCGAAGAAGUCCGAAAUGCGGCGGAGCUGUCCGGAACAUCCGGCACCUUCAACAUAAACAGCAAUGGCGGAAGCAGCUGCAUCGUCCACAGCGGCCCCAACGGUAUCAGGAGGUUGGACCAAACACGUAACCUGCAGAUAUUUUUUGCAUGGUCUAUGCAAAGAAGGAGACAACUGCCGCUAUUCUCACGAUCUGACGAACAGCCAGCCUGCAGCCAUGCUCUGCAAGUUCUUUCAGAAGGGAAACUGUGCGUUUGGGGAUCGCUGCAGGUUUGAACACCACAACCCUUCACAAGACGACCUGCCAACACCUGAGCCUUUGCCUUCCACCUCCCGGAGCAGCCAGCCCGAUCCGGAGCUCAGUGGGCCGUUGCCUGGCCUAGGGGCACAAGAUUGGGUCAACGCUGCAGAAUUUGUCCCAGGGCAGCCAUACUGUGGACGUGCGGAGUCGGCGAACGCUCAGAGCCCUGGUCCCCUCAUCGAGGAGUUUGACAGCGAAGCGACGCGUCACAGCAAAGAGCAACUGAGGAAGCAACUCUGUCCGUACGCCGCCGUUGGAGAGUGCCGCUAUGGCCUCAACUGCGUCUAUCUCCACGGUGACAUUUGCGACAUGUGCGGCCUGCAGGUUCUCCACCCCACCGACAAGGACCAGCGAUCGGUGCACACAAAGGCCUGUAUCGAAGCCCACGAGAAAGACAUGGAGAUCUCCUUUGCCAUCCAGCGCAGCAAGGACAUGAUGUGCGGCGUGUGCAUGGAAGUGGUGUUCGAGAAGACCAACCCGAGCGAGCGUCGCUUUGGCAUCCUGUCCAACUGCAGCCAUUGCUACUGCCUGAAGUGCAUCCGUAGGUGGAGAAGCGCCCGGCAGUUUGAGAGCAGAAUCAUCAAAUCUUGUCCAGAAUGCAGAAUCACUUCCAACUUUGUCAUCCCGAGCGAGUACUGGGUGGAAGACAAAGAAGAGAAGCAGAAGCUCAUCCAGACGUACAAAGAAGGCAUGGGGAGCAAACCGUGCCGAUACUUUAACGAGGGGCGUGGAACGUGUCCCUUUGGGUCCAACUGCUUCUACAAGCACGCUUUUCCCGACGGGCGACUGGAGGAAGCUCAGCCUCCGCGGAGACAAACCGGGUCCAACAGCAGCAGGAACCGGAACUCGAGACAGACGCGCUUGUGGGACAUCCUGGACGAGCGGGAAAGCACCGACUCAUUCGAUAACGACGACGACGAGAUGGUGACGUUCGAGCUGAGCGAAAUGCUUCUCAUGCUGCUCGCCGCCGGAACCGACGACGACGUGACCGACUCUGAGGACGAAUGGGACUUGUUUCACGAGGAUUUGGAUGAUUUUUACGAGAUUUACCUAUAGCUACACCCCACCUCCUCAACAUAUAUAUAUAUAUAUAUACUGUAUAAACUUAUAUAUAUAUAUGUACAACUAAACCCUAGAAUGGACUGUCUUGUGCGAGUGAUGGACAGUAGUCUCCUUCCCUCUUGUAUUGUGGCAGUGCCUUUAAGCAGGCCAUUCAUAAAAAACUUUAAAAAGAUGAAAGUAAGAAAAAUGCACAUUUUCUAGACAUCUAUCGCUGUUGGUUUUAUCCUGGUGUCCUCCAAGCAAAAAAUAUCACAAAUGUAUUCAGAUUUUGCUGAAACAAGUUUAUUUGUGGACCUCGGUUUCACUUGUUGAUCAUCUACCUGGCUUUUGUACAUACGUCAGACACUCAUCAUUUAUUAGCACUUGUAAGAUAUUCCAUCUUUUCAAGGCAAGAACUGUUCCUUCCCCUCUUAUAGCUUCUAUAUUGUGCUAACUAGUAACCAUGUCCACGUUCCUGGUGUACUGCAAUGUAUUUACUGUACUUUGGGGAGCAUUGAGAUACAUUUAUUGCACAUUUUAAGCUCACAAGAGGAAUAAUGUAAAAGUUAAAAACUGUCCCUUGUUUUUGUUCCAUGCAAUGGUCUAACGCUAACCGUCAUGUACUUGGGACACAGCAAUGGUGUCAUACCAAAAGUCCAAUGAAAAAUAAUUUCCUUCCCGGUUGGCUUCAUUGAACUUUUGUUUUUUUAAAUUAAGUUACAUUUGGAUUGUAUAUGCCAAAUACUUCUCCAUGCUUGGUAGCUGGUUUCAACCUGUUGAAGUCCGGUGGAAUGCAUAUGUUUAUACUGAAAUGUGUGUUUUCUAUGUUCCACGGCCCUCCAUCUUAACUUGAAAUUAAAGUUUAUUA
Molecule: messenger RNA, 2217 nt
Organism: Entelurus aequoreus (snake pipefish)
Lineage: Eukaryota; Metazoa; Chordata; Actinopteri; Syngnathiformes; Syngnathidae
Gene: mkrn1
Product: makorin, ring finger protein, 1
Exons: 8
Coding region: 72-1364 (430 amino acids)
Biological process (GO): protein polyubiquitination
Molecular function (GO): metal ion binding; ubiquitin protein ligase activity
Source: RefSeq, a predicted model, not a curated record